AACUGAAGUCGGCACAAUAUACACAGACGUUGCCGUAUUUCGACUUUUGCCGAGUUCUAUUGUGCGCUGCGCACACCAAGGUCCGAAGCCGCGGGAGCUGCUAUCAUGCGCCCAUCGUGCGUUACCCGGUAAAGGAGCCUCCUUUAACCUCGUUCCCUCUUCUCCUCCUCCUCCUCCUCGUCCCUCCUAAACCCUGAUGGCUCCCCAAAGCCCUAACUCUCCUUCCUCCCCGCGCUCUCCUCGUAAGCGAAGCCGAUCCUCCUCUCCCAGCUCCAGCCCCUGGAGCUACGACGACUACAUCGACGGCUACGCCAGCGGCGGCGGCGGCGAAGGAAAACGGCGGCGCAACGACCUCUCCGUCGUGGUAUGCAAGGACUUCCUCCGCCGCACUUGUCGUCGAGCUCCCGUCGAUUGCAAGUUCGCCCACCCCCACUCCGCCGUCGCCAUCGAGGGGGAUAAGGUGACGGCGUGCGCGGAUUCUCUUCGGAACAAGUGCUUCCGCGGUUCGACCUGCCGCUACUACCAUCCACCCCCUCACAUUCAGAAGUCAUUGCUGAAAUCAAUUGGCUUAGAAGACCCAAAGCCACGUUCUCCUCGUAAGCGACGCCGAUCCUCCUCCCCAAGAUCCAGCCCGUGGAGCUACAACAGUGAUGAUGAUGGCUACGGGAAUGGCAGUGCUAAACGCCGGCGGAACAACCUCUCUGUCGAGGUUUGUAAGGAUUUCAUUCGCCACAUUUGUCGUCGACCACCGAUCGACUGCAAGUUCGCCCAUCCUCUUCCUGCCGUCACCAUCGAGGGGGAUAAGGUCACUGCAUGUGCAGAUUCUCUUCGGAACAAGUGCUUCCGUGGUCUGACUUGCCGUUACUACCAUCCUCCCCCACACAUCCAGAAGUCAUUGCAGGAAUCAAUUGGCAUAGAAGACGCAAAGAUGGAGACAGUCUGUCUAGACUACAUGCGGGGAAAAUGUUUUAGAUCAGCUAGAGAAUGCCGAUUUUCUCACCAGUUAUCAAGUGGCAAUUCUGAAAUAGUUUGCCAAGAUUUUUUACAUGGAAGGUGUGAACGCAAAUCUUGUCGUUACUCUCAUGUUCCAGCUCAUUCAAUGCCGCAGGCUUACUUGCUACCACGUGGAGCACCCAUGAAUGUGCCCAAUUCUCCUCCUCGAAUUGCUAAUGAUCAAGACGUUUUACCAGUAUGUAAAGACUUCUUGAAGAAUAUGUGUAGACGGGAGUCAUGUAAAUAUGCUCACCCUGAUUCACAAACCGAGGUGAUUGGGGACCAGGUUGAAGUUUGUCGUGAUUUUCGACGUGGGCUUUGCCAUCGACCUGUUUGCCGUUUCUAUCACCCAUCAACUGCUCUAAGUGCUGCAAAAGUGAACAGAGUUGAAACCCAUCCAUUAUUCUAAUUGAGGAUACUUCUUCAACAGGUUCAAGUAGACAGGAUAAUCCAACAGUGCAACAAGAGCUGCUACAAGACCAGCAUUGCCUGAUAUGGAUGGCUCCGUGUACUCAGGCAGCUCCCUCUGGUCCAAGAACUGGUCCUCUUUGUCCGGGCCCGCCACCAUUGCGCCCGUCACGACAUUCGGGUUAGGGUCCUUUGCGCUAAGCCAUGCUUUCCCUUCGCUGCAGCUGUACCGCCGGCCGUCUGAUGGUAUCGAUGCCGCCCGAUGAUGAACGUACUGUGGAAAGUUGUCGCCGAAACCAACCAUGUAGCUCAUCUUCAAGGGAUUGUUCCCCAGUAUAUAAUCCACCUGAGAUCAUUAUGUUGUGUUACUGCUAUAGCUGAAUCUACUUGGACUCUUUAAGAAUUGGUGAGUUAAGGAAGACCUGUGAUUUUGCAAAGCUCUGCAGUUGUUUGACGGAGAACGUGUUGGCGCCGCAGCUUGCGGCAGGGACCUGAAUGAUGUUUAGGUAGUCGCUGUAAAUACUGCUGAGGAAAGCAGCAGUUGCAGCAUACUGGAGUGGUCUGAAGUUAUCUUUCCGGAGAAGCAGCCCACCUGCACCGACCCACAGGCACUGCUGCAUCUCUUCAUUAUGCUAUAUAUUACUGUUCCUAAUGAAAUUGCUUUUUCUUUUUUAACUUUAAAAUGCAUGUAAAUGAAAAAUCCAAUAUCUUGUUUAGGCAGGAAAAUGAAAUGGGCUUCUGAACAA
This is a messenger RNA of Ananas comosus (pineapple), 2147 nucleotides long. RefSeq names its product zinc finger CCCH domain-containing protein 28-like. Lineage: Eukaryota; Viridiplantae; Streptophyta; Magnoliopsida; Poales; Bromeliaceae. Gene Ontology annotation, molecular function: metal ion binding. Bases 197 to 1402 code for a protein of 401 amino acids. The transcript is spliced from 12 exons. The record is from RefSeq and is a predicted model, not a curated record.